Molecule: messenger RNA, 1335 nt
Organism: Bufo gargarizans (Asiatic toad)
Lineage: Eukaryota; Metazoa; Chordata; Amphibia; Anura; Bufonidae
Gene: MTHFS
Product: methenyltetrahydrofolate synthetase
Exons: 3
Coding region: 226-840 (204 amino acids)
Biological process (GO): tetrahydrofolate interconversion; folic acid-containing compound biosynthetic process
Cellular component (GO): mitochondrion
Molecular function (GO): 5-formyltetrahydrofolate cyclo-ligase activity
Source: RefSeq, a predicted model, not a curated record
GCGGUGGUCAUCAGCUGUUUGUGAAGCUGUAACUCCCGGCAUGCAAUGCCAGAAGGUGGCAUGCCGGGAAGUGUAGUUUUGCAGCCCGCUGCCCUCCCCCAGUAGUGUGCUGUGUCCCUGAGCACACAGGUCAGUGCCCAGUCAGCGGGGGGCACACUGGCAGCUGUGGGAGGAGCCAACUGAGAAGCGCUCAAAUUUUUCCUUGUUUUUACCAUUCAAGGCAAGAUGGCGUCGAUACAAGCCGCUAAGCGGGCGCUCAGGGCUCAGUUGAAGGAAAGGCUAGCAGUCCUAAGCGACAUAGAGAAGCUUCAGCAGUCCCAGGCAGUGACUCGGAAGUUGCUCUCUCACCACCGUUACCAGACAGCUCAGCGCAUUGCUGUUUUUCUGAGUAUGUCCGAUGAGGUUCAGACUGGAGACAUCAUACGUGAUAUAUUCCACCAAGGCAAAUUGUGUUUCAUUCCACGUUACCAGCCUCGCAGUACACGUAUGGAUAUGAUGAGGCUCAGUUCACUGGAGGAAAUCAGCCUAUUACCGGUAACUGCAUGGAAUAUACGCCAGCCUGAAGAGGACGACGACAGAGAGGAGGCAUUGGCCACCGGAGGAUUGGAUCUUGUGCUUGUACCAGGACUUGGAUUUGACAAGGAUGGCCACCGCUUGGGGAGGGGUAAAGGAUAUUAUGACACUUUCUUAGAGCGCUGCAGACAUCAUCUUUCUGACAAACCAUAUACCAUCGCUUUGGCUUUUCAAGAGCAGAUUUGCGACUCCAUCCCUGUAACGGAAAAUGACUUUGAGAUAGAUGAAAUCAUCUGUGCUGGAAAACUGGAGAUGCUUCAAAAAUGAAUUAAAACGUCCUGAGCCGCACAUUGGUAAUUUUCGAGUCUGGACAGUAUCUUACUAUUUAAUCCUUCCUUCCUCUUCAUGUAAACGCUCUUAAUUUUUUAAUUUUUUUGCUAUCAAAAUAAAUCUCUGGUUCAUACUGUCAGAAAUCUUAUUUUCAUCUCAUCUUUUCUAAUUAUGAUUGCAAGAAAAAGUUCGUUUUUUUCAUGAAUGACUCAUAAAUGUGACGUACUCAGACCCCAGCGUGGCUUGGCUAGCCCUGGAGCUGCUUAAUAUAGAUUAUUUAAAAAAAAGGCUGGGUCGAUUCAAAAAAGGCACCCAGUGUUUUGCUCAGGUUUUGCCACCAGUUUAUGCUGCCGUCGGACAGUUUCCCUUUUAGGGGUUGUCCCACAAAAAAUAUAGUACAUUUUCAAGCCAGCACCUGGAUCUGAAUACUUUUGUAAUUGCAUGUAAUUAAAAUGUAGUACAGCCACUUAUUCAAUAAAAUGUAUUUGUAUA